This is a messenger RNA of Bursaphelenchus xylophilus (pine wood nematode), 850 nucleotides long. Lineage: Eukaryota; Metazoa; Nematoda; Chromadorea; Rhabditida; Aphelenchoididae. The record is from the annotation of a GenBank genome assembly.
AUGCCUGGAGAAUGUUAUCGUUGUCAUGAAUCGGGACACUUUGCCCGCGAAUGCCCCAACUCUGAUGGUCAAGAACAGCGCGGUGGUGGUGGACGUGGUGGCGGCGGUAAGUUGUUUUCGAUUAGCUGAGUUGGUUUUUAGGCAAGAGAGUAGUGAUUAGUCAGUGUUUAUAGUAGAGUAGAAGACUUGGCUCGUAAACAACUUCGGGCAAGUCUUCUCCGUAGGGUUGAAAACUAUUUUUCAUAAACCUUGUACUAGGUAAUAUAGAUGGAGAGUAUCGUUAGGAUCUUUAUUGGUUAUUGAGAUGAAAUUUUAGUGGAUUGAUUGGAAUUUGAUUAGUGUGGAGUGAUAUAUUUUUCAAGUUUAAUAUAAUUUUUUUUUCAGAAUGCUACAACUGUGGUCAGACCGGACACAUGAGCCGUGACUGUACUGAGGCUCGUCGCAGCGGUGGUGGACGCCAACAAGGUGGAUAUGGCGGUGGCGGCUCCAAGUGCUACAACUGUGGUGGAUUCGGACAUUUCGCUCGCGAAUGUACCGAGGCUUCAAACGGUAGGUUUUUUGUUGGUUUCAAGAAGGUUGAGUGAUAUAAGGAGAUAUUAGGUUAGAUGUCUUGAUAUUAAGUUAGUGUUACAAGGGGCCCUAUUGCCAGUAUACGUUCUAAAUUUCUGUUUCAGACCAAGGAGGACGUGACAACCGCGACAGCGGAAGGGGCCAAGGAUCCAAGUGCUACAACUGCGGAGGCUUCGGCCACUUCUCCCGCGAAUGCCCCGAUGGACAGUCCGGCCGUCGUUGCUACAACUGCCAGCAGUCCGGUCAUGUCUCCCGUGACUGCCCCAGCGCUCGCGCUUAA